Molecule: messenger RNA, 636 nt
Organism: Arabis nemorensis
Lineage: Eukaryota; Viridiplantae; Streptophyta; Magnoliopsida; Brassicales; Brassicaceae
Source: the annotation of a GenBank genome assembly
AUGGCGCAUGCCAAUGAUCCAAAGACAACAAUGUAUAUGAAUGAAUUCGGUACAUUAGAGCGACCAAAGGAUUUGGCUUCUAGUCCAGCAAGGUAUUUGCAGAAACUUAGGGAGCUUCAAACUAUUCGAGUUGCCGGAAAAAUUCCUUUCGGGAUCGGUCUUGAGUCUCAUUUCAGUAUUCCUAACAUUCCGUAUAUGAGAUCAGAUCUUGACAUUCUUGCUGCCACUGGUUUGCCUAUUUGGCUCACUGAGGUCGAUGUCAAAGCUCCUCCAAAUGUCCAGGGCAAGUAUUUCGAGCAGGUCCUAAGGGAAGGCCACGCGCAUCCGCAGGUGAAAGGAAUGGUGACUUGGACAGGUUAUAAUCCAUCGGGUUGCUUCGUAAUGUGCCUCACCGAUGGAACCUUUAAGAACCUACCCACUGGAGAGGUUGUGGACAAACUUUUGCGUGAAUGGGGAGGGCUUGGGGGGAAAACCACAGGUUUAAGUGAUGCUGAUGGAUUCUUUGAAGUUUCACUCUUCCAUGGUGACUAUGGUCUCAACAUUUCACGUCCUUUCGCCAAUUCAAAAGCCUCUUAUAGCUUUAGUUUAACUUCUGAUGACUCUUCCUCACCAUCUCCUUUGGUGUUUCGUGUUUGA